AUGCAACUAGCUAAGAACAAUGGGGGUUCUUUUGAAUGUCCGAUGAGAGACGGCACAACUAUUAAUGAAAGGGCAAUUACUGCGCUACCUGUAAAUAGUAGAGCCGAGGACAUGGUGGAGUACAUUGAGAAAAUGAGUCUAACCUCUCCAGAACAACAGCAAGUUCAAUGUGAUAAUUGCAGUGAUCAACUGGCCGUACAUUGGUGUGAAAAAUGUGGUACUAACUACUGCGACUCGUGCACACAGUUCAUUCAUUCUGCCAAGGCCUUAAAGGCUCACAUUGUUAUCCCACUGGCUCAGAAACCAAGGCUCUUCUUCUGUACUGCUCAUCCUGAUGCAAAAUACAGGUUUUGGUGUGAACAAUGCAAACUACCUGUCUGCCGUGACUGCCUCCUGAUGCAACACAAAAAUCAUCCUUAUGCCUCCAUAGAAGACGCUGCUGCCGGAGUCAGAGCACAACUUCAGUCCUCACUGCAAUGGCUUGAAAAGAAAGAAGAAAAACCUCGCCAGUUUCUAACAAAAAUCAACGGUCUCAUCGAAGAACAGAAAGAAUUGUAUCGGACUGAAGAAACUGACAUUGAAAAACUGUUUGCUGAGCUACGUAAAGCACUGGAAGAUCAACAGCGAUCGCUAACUGAUCAGUUGAAAACAACGGUAACAGAAAUUUUAUCCCAAUUGGAGAAACAUCAGAAACGUGUUAACGAAGAUCUGCGAAUGUUGGAAGUUCAAAAGCAUUACACAGCUCAGUUACGUGACACUAAAGAUGAUUUGGAACUACUACAGAAGACGAACCCGGAAAAAGAGACAAAGACUAUAAAUGAGAUAAACAGUGGUUUAACAGCAAAACAUAUCACACAAAUCACACAAGAAGAACUUCCUACUGUACAAAAGAGACUGGUGCUCGAUCCAGAGAAAUUGGAAAAGUUUAGAUGUGAACUGUUGUCGGUUGCACACGUAAAAGCGUACGUAUGUUGGAAUUUAUCUUCACCAACGGGUAAAGAAGAAAAGUGGAACAUGGCUUGUCUACGUGGCUAUCAGUUUCAGUUGAGAUCAAUAGUUAACUUAAGAUCUGUCCAAGUAAAAGCCAAUGUCGAGGGUCCACUUUUUGUCUAUGUAGUAGACGAACAUGGCAAAAUAAUUCGGAAAUCGAUCGGACAAGGCACCGGUUCAAUGUCCUGGAUAAAAGUUCCGACUGUCGCCGAACUGAAAACUGCGUAUGGUGUUUUCUUUGGCUCUGACAACGGAAUCUUUGCUGCUAGAUACGACGGCAGUUCAAAUGUUCGUACGGUUAAUCUCGAUUGUUCAGUGGAAAGUAAAUUUGUCGAUAGAAAUGGUGAGCAACGUACUGACACCGUCCUGUCUGGUGCUACUACGGUACCUUGGUCAUUAGAAAUGCAAAUCGAAAUUGAAACGUAG
Messenger RNA from Didymodactylos carnosus, 1416 nucleotides. Lineage: Eukaryota; Metazoa; Rotifera; Eurotatoria; Philodinida; Philodinidae. The record is from the annotation of a GenBank genome assembly.